UGAUACUCUGCUCGAGCCCAUUCAGCGAUUGCAUGGAUCGAGACACGGCAAAUGUAAUGCGUAUUAUGGAACCUGCGCAUUUGUUCAUUGUGAAUGGCGUGCUGCGGAUCGGAUGGUGUCAAUGGAAAGAGAUGACGACGCAUCAUGACAACUGGCAACGAAUGUUUGGGGCAUUUUUUUGCAGUAAGUGAUCUUGUCAGGGCACAUAUAUUGAUCAAUUGAUGGUCUACUUUCUAACUGUUUUUCCUUUUUUUAUUCG
Messenger RNA from Zychaea mexicana, 259 nucleotides. RefSeq lists its product as uncharacterized. Lineage: Eukaryota; Fungi; Mucoromycota; Mucoromycetes; Mucorales; Lichtheimiaceae. The transcript is spliced from 2 exons. The record is from RefSeq and is a predicted model, not a curated record. The annotation marks the transcript as partial.